Messenger RNA from Magnolia sinica, 756 nucleotides. Its product is annotated as pollen-specific leucine-rich repeat extensin-like protein 3. The record is from RefSeq and is a predicted model, not a curated record. NCBI's taxonomy places the organism in Eukaryota, Viridiplantae, Streptophyta, Magnoliopsida, Magnoliales, Magnoliaceae. The transcript has a single exon. Bases 1 to 756 code for a protein of 251 amino acids.
AUGCCACUCACUCAUCUACUCUCCAUCUCUCUCUUUCUCGUCCUUCUCUUCCCUCACAUCCACACCGUCGAUCUCUCUUCUCCCAAUCUAAGCCCAUUCUGCCACCCAAUCUACACCACACUCUUCAAAACAUGUGCUCAGACCGGUAUCUCCCGCCCACCGUUCGUCUCCCUUCCCCACACUGGACCCCACCCAUUUAAAAAUUUCCCGCCAGAUUCACCCAAUUCAAAUUCUCCCGCCAAAGACGUAGCAUUCCCGGCCCCGCCAGUCCUACCAUUCCCCAGCAUAACCCCAUUGGCUCCCACAAUUCCCAUAUUUCCCAAUUUACCCCCAUCGCCCCCAGCUUUUCCUUGCGUCUUCCCAUAUUGCCCUCCGCCGCCUCCCCCCGCCGUAUUUCCAACCUUGCCCCCGCCCGUGGCGGUGGUCUACCUCCCCCCACCAUUGCCACUUCCACCGCCACUGCCGCUGCCGCCGCCGGUAAUUCUACCGCCUCCGUUGCCAGCUCUACCGCCUCCUGUAUCUUAUGUUCUUCCUCCGCCAAUGAUCCUGCCGUCGCCGCCUUCGCCGGUUCUUCCUUGCUCCUGCAUGACACCGAUGACGUACCCGCCGCCGCUCAUCCCACUGCAACCACCGCCAAUAAUUCCACCGAUCCUUCCACCACCAGCAACGCCCACGGUUUUCUGGGGGGCCCCACCGCCGCCCGCGGCGGCAUUGCCGUACGUGUGGCCCCCGCCGCAGCCCGUGCCGGCUCCAUGA